Suillus paluster is the source of this 1005-nucleotide messenger RNA. RefSeq lists its product as uncharacterized. NCBI's taxonomy places the organism in Eukaryota, Fungi, Basidiomycota, Agaricomycetes, Boletales, Suillaceae. Bases 1 to 1005 code for a protein of 334 amino acids. The record is from RefSeq and is a predicted model, not a curated record. The transcript has 6 exons.
AUGAAUGUGUCCCCAGACUCCGAGAUUGAGAUAUCCUUCUGGAUCUCUUGGGCCCUGACCAUCACCCAUGAGGCGAGUGAAUAUACCAAACAGAAAUUCAAUGCGGACAAGAUGGGAGGGGAUCCGGUCAUACCUUCUCCUCACCUAGACACUGAUCUGCAUAUCACAAUCCCAACGCAGAUCGAUAUUGCAAGAUACAGCAAAUUGAUAUCCCCGAAGGACACUGGCCAUAAUGAAGAGAGAGAGAAGAAGCUGCUUGACAGGUGUCCUCCUGGCCAUGAGGGUACCAAGUUUGUCGACAUGCCUGCUACAGUUCUCGAUGUGACCGGUGCGAUCAUCGUGUGGUAUCUCCCUGGUGCACUCAUGGACACCACCCAGGAAGAAAUUUGGAAGGCCUCGCAAUUGCUGACUCCCACACUCAAAAAAAGUGUAAAAGUUGGUGGCAGUUGGUGGACUAAUGAAGAGUGGUUCGGUCAAGGCUCCAGGAACAGUGACAUUGCUGCCGGAUGCAUCAAUAUAUCCCCAGCGUGGUUUCAGCAGGGGCAUGAGACUGUCUCAGAUUCGGAGGUAUCCGCUUCAUUGAAGGGUCCACUUUCCGAGGAUAUCCUCAAAGCUAUUGCGAGGCUGGCAGCUAUAGCCUCAGCAGCACUCAGGGUCAUGCAUCCUCGACAGUACUGGGCAGGCAUGCGUGCCUUUUCAAGCCUCAACCACUUAUCAUCUCCCAAGUGGUUUGACAUUCUCACAACUGUGGGGAAUUAUUCUAACGCUCACAUGAGCAUGCCCAGCCUUCAGCUGGAGUUCAUGUAUGAUCCCGGGGUCAUGAUAGCAUUUUCAGGAAGGAUAGUCAGGCAUGGGGUCCAUGAAGUAGCAGGGGAUCGGGUUGCUUGGGCAUGGUAUAUGAGGGAUUCAGCCCAUAUUUAUGCAGGUGUUCCUUCAUGUGGAUGGGCCAUGAUUGAUUCGGUAAAGAUUCCAUUUGGUGAAACAUCGGCCAGGGAGGGUCAUUAG